Trichoderma aggressivum f. europaeum is the source of this 1722-nucleotide messenger RNA. RefSeq lists its product as uncharacterized. The record is from RefSeq and is a predicted model, not a curated record. NCBI's taxonomy places the organism in Eukaryota, Fungi, Ascomycota, Sordariomycetes, Hypocreales, Hypocreaceae. Bases 1 to 1722 code for a protein of 573 amino acids. The transcript has 6 exons.
AUGGCAACUCCACAGUUCGUGUGCGCAAACUGGAGCGCCGACAACAAUGACUGCAAGAAAUUCGGUAACUACACUUGCAAAGGCUGCCAUCUCGUCGUGUACUGCGGUUCGGAAUGCCAAAAAUCCCACUGGGCUCUUCACAAGACAGAUUGCCAAUCGCCCCUGGGCAAUGAAACCUGGCGCCCCAACUGGGUUCUGGAGAACCGAAAACCGACAUUCAUGGCGGAUUUCACAAACUCGUUGCUCUCGUUUAGCCGAAAUAAGUGCCUUUGGGGAAACAUUCCCGCCAUCGACGUGCUUCAGCUUCAGUCAAACGAAGGUGUUGAUUAUGGAAACCCGAUGAAGCUUUUAUUUGCCGCUUCUGGAGAUCUUCGGAAUGUAGUCAAAACCAUUGCUCAGGUUCCUGGUGGCUAUACUAAGCCCAUCGAAGUUACCAUCAACGAUCACGAUCUUGAUGUGGUGGCACGCAACGCCAUUAUACUUCUUAUCACCCUCGUGUCCGACAACAUGGACGAGGCAGUCGACUGCAUGAUUCAUGUCUGGUACUCGGCUUUGAUUCGAAAGUCCGAUCUUGACAUGAUUCAGCAAAAGGUCCGGCCCCUUGUCGAGAAUAUUUGUGAAAAGAUCAAGGAUAAAAAUCCUGAUAGCAUCUUGGGGAAGACCUGGAAAUUCGGAAACCGUUCCCUGAGACUUGUGCUACGAAAGUCGCUAUGGGAUCGCCUUUUGGCCUACAUGACCGUUCCACAAGGCCUAACGGCCGAACGGGCGAGCCGUAUCCGCACGGCUGUUACCCUUGACGAAUCCAGGAAAGACUAUUUGGAUAUGCAUCUGCUUUUUCAGUCUCCUUACCGCCGAGUUGCGAAGCAUCGGUUUCGGGCAGACGGACUCCUUUUGCCCUUUGGGGCUCCGCGCCAUGAGUUCCAGGAGCCAAACCCGACGCUGUUCCAUGUUCCCGAUUCUUGGCCGAUGGCCGACUGUGCUGAUCCUCUCCAAGGAUGGUCUUUGAAGGACGUCGAAGACUGCUCUAGCGGGCCUGCGACUGCUGAUAUCUACGGCAAACUCUUCAAUCACAUUCGUACAAUGCUUCGAGCCUUCUUAAUCCGUGUUUCAGACUCGCAAAUAUCUCUUCAGUUGUUCUGUGUGGAGUUUGAAGAGCUCCCUACUCUUCUUGAGCACAGCUCCUUUAACCGAAUCGAGGUCUCCAAUAUGUCAGACAAUGUCUUUGCUGGAGUUCAUCACACAGCCUACAUGAUGGGAUCCUUGCUCCAGGCCCCUCUCACCAACCCGCAUGCCACUCUCAUCACUCUGUUCAGGAACGCCAUUGGAGAGACCAUGACUAUGCAGGACCGAAUGAUGGAUAUGUACACAUACCGCCCGGAGACGAAGCUCAUUGGUCAGUACUUCAAGCACAUAGGAGUAAAGCCCGGCUAUGAUCCCACGGCUGGGCCCAAGGUUGAUCCCAAGGCGAUCAUGUGGACUUAUGCUCAGGCGAAUCUUGCAGCCUAUGACCCCAUUUUCGAUCGAUUUAUGAAACACUGUAGGUUCUGGCAGGUGGGCCAGCUCUUUGGAGUGGUGGUGAAAGAUAAGCACACCGUGAUCGAGAAAUGGCCUUUCAGAUUGAAGCUCCAAUAUGGCCAGGCCGGAGCCCUGGAGGAACUCGUCCGGCUCACUGACGAGGUUGUCUUUGCAAAGGAGCGCUACGUGGAGUGGCGCAGACGUUAG